AUGACUAAUAUUUGGAAUAAAAAUGAAAUAAUCACUCCUAUGUCUGAGUACAAUUUACUCUAUGUAUACACCUUAUUUAAUCGUAGUAAUAUAACAAGCAUGUGAAUCAAGUCUAAAAUAUCAAAGAAUAGCCAAUGAAUGUAGAGAAACCAUUUCAUAAGAAAAAGCUCAAACCAUCUACAUCCAAAAAAUUACUUGAAAUCAAUCAUCCAGAAAAUACUGAAAAUAAAAUAUUGGUGUAAAAAAUCUUAACAAUUAAUAACCAACCUUCAGCCUAUGCUUUAAAUGAUGAUCUACCUAUUAAACCAUCUAAUUUAGGUUAGAAAAUAUUAGAAAUGAGAAAAUUAAUUGAAGAUAAUGAAGUAUUAAAUUAAAAUAACUUUAAGGGAAUUGAAAAGAGAAUUAAAUAGACAAACAGUGUUAUCAAUUUUGAUAAAAUAAAAUAAGAAUACAAGAAAAAUAAAAUAUAUUUAAAGAAUCUUACUGCAUGUUCUCGACGCAUCUAUAAUUGUUUUGUUCCAAGAGCUCAAGUUCCGGUAGAAGUUAAAAAGAAAAAGAAAGUUAAUGAAAAAAAAUAGCAGUUAUAAGAUUUAAAACGAUUGCAAUAACAAUAACCUGAAGAUGAUAAAGAGAAAAAGCAUGUUUAAUAAAUUGAGGAAUCAAAUGUUAAUGAAGUUUAGCAAAUGAAAAGCAAAUCAAACUUAGAUCAAGAUAAAUUAAUAUAUUAACUUAAUGAAUUAAAAUUAAAAGAAGACUG
Molecule: messenger RNA, 757 nt
Organism: Paramecium sonneborni
Lineage: Eukaryota; Ciliophora; Oligohymenophorea; Peniculida; Parameciidae
Source: the annotation of a GenBank genome assembly